Molecule: messenger RNA, 2696 nt
Organism: Rhododendron vialii
Lineage: Eukaryota; Viridiplantae; Streptophyta; Magnoliopsida; Ericales; Ericaceae
Product: protein OCTOPUS-like
Exons: 1
Coding region: 268-2562 (764 amino acids)
Cellular component (GO): plasma membrane
Source: RefSeq, a predicted model, not a curated record
UUCUUUAUAUUUUCCCCUCUUUCCUUUCUCUCGAAUUCCCUCCUCUCUCUUUCUCUCUCUCUCUCUGUGACUCUCUCUCCCUCCUCAGUUCUCACUCUCACUGUCCCAACGGAACCCAAAGCUCCAACAACCCCCUCACUACUCUCUCUCUCUCUCUCUCUCUCUCUCUCUCUCUCAUUGUGUCUGUGUGUGUCUCAAUAGUCAGUGGAAUUAAUGCAGUAACAUGAGCAGGAGAGUGGGGAGCAUUGAAUUUAACUACCACCGGUUAUGAAUCCCACCACCGAACAACCACCACCGCCACCGCAACCAUUGCAACCCCACCGCUCAUCCUUCAGCUGUGACCGCCACCCCACCGAGCAGUUCACCGGCUUCUGCCCCUCAUGCCUCUGCGAACGCCUCACCUCACUAGAUCCCUCCUCCUCCGCCACCGCCUCCUCCUCCUCCCGCCGUCCCUCCAACGCCUCCCUCGCCGCCACUUCCUCCACCGCCGCCAACGCCCUUAAAGCCAUCUUCCGCCUCCCCACCUCCUCCGCCGACCUCAACAACAACAAAAGCAACGUCAAAAGUACGAAUAACAAGAACAAGAACGCAGCGGCAGCGUCUGCUUCUAAUACUUCUCUGUUUCCCGAGCUGCGCAGGACGCAGUCGUUUUCAGCGUCGAAGAACGAGGGUUUCUCCGGGGUGUUCGAGCCCCAGCGGCACUCCUGCGACGUCAGGGGCCGGAACACGCUCUGGUCCCUAUUCAACCUCGACGACGAGAGGAAGAACGGCGACCACCGCCCGGUCGAGGUCGAGGCCCGGAACUCCGUCUCCUCCGCCGUCGCCGCUCCCGUCCUCGAGUCCAAAGAAGAAGAUGAAGAAGAAGAGGAAGAAGAAGAAGAAGAACAGUUCAUCGACGUCGAUUCCGACAAUGAGGACGAAAUCAGGGUAUCUCAUGUUUCCAACCACGACGAAAUCAGGGUUUCCAGUUGUUCCAACCACGAUGGAAUUAGGAUCUCCAACUAUUCCAACCACGAUGGAGUUAGGGUUUCCAAUUGUUCCAACCACGACGGGAUUAGGAUCUCCAAUUAUUCCAACCACGAUGGACUUAGGGUUUCCACUAGUUCCAACCACGAUGGGGUUAGGAUUUCCAAUUUUUCCAACCACGAUGGAACUAGGAUCUCCAAUUAUUCCAACCACGAUGAGAUUAGGGUUCCAAGAGAGGCAAAUGCUGUUGAAGAAAUGGGAGUUGGGGAAGGAGAAAUCGUCGAGGAGGAGAAUUUUAAUGAAGAAAUAAAGACUAUGAAGGAUCACAUAGAUCUGGAUUCACAGGCGAAGAAGAAAAUGGGAGGGAAUUUCACGCUGUGGUCGGCGGCAUCGGUGUUCAGUAAGAAAUGGCACAACUGGAGGCAGAAGCAGAAGAAGAUGAAGCAGCGGAAGAACAACGACGCCGCAUUGCCGGUGGACAAGCCGAUCUCGCGGCAGUUCCGGGAGACCCAGUCGGAGGUGGCGGACUACGGGUUCGGCCGGCGGUCGUGCGACACCGAUCCUCGGUUCUCGCUCGACGCCGGCCGGAUCUCGUUCGACGAUCCUAGGUACUCGUUUGACGAGCCUAGGGCUUCUUGGGAUGGGUACUUGAUCGGCGGGAGCCGGGGGAAUUUCUCCCGGCUCCCGCCGAUACUCUCGGUGGUGGAGGAUUCUCCUGUGGUUCAUGUUGCUAGGUCUGAUGCUCACAUUCCGGUUGAACAGCCCAGGAAUAGUAAUUGUGGAAAUGGGGAUGUAGUUGUUCCUGGUGGGACGGAGCAAACAAGGGAGUACUAUUCGGACUCGUCGUCGCGGCGGAGGAAGAGUUUAGACCGGUCUAGUUCUAUAAGGAAGACAGCGGCGGCAGUGGUGGCCGAAAUCGACGAAUUGAAGGGUGUUUCGAAUGCUAAAGUGACGCCCGCGACCGUUGAUUUGGUGGGUGAGAGAGAGUUGAGGCAUUUGAAUUCGAUUUCGUUGAGAGACGACUGUUCGGAGACGUUUGAAUUGGGUUUUGGGGAUAAUGGUUCGGUAGUCGGAAAUGGUGGGAAUGGAGAAGGAAAGGGGUUGAAGAAGUCUCGCCGGUGGAGGGCGUGGAACAUAUGGGGGUUUAUACACAGGCGAAAUGGAGGCACUAAAGAUGAAGAUGAUGAGAGGUAUAAAUACAAUGGUAGGGGAAAUGGGGUGGAGAGAUCAUUCUCAGAGUCUUGGCAAGAGCUGAGGAGGGGGGAAAGCAAUGGUGAAGUGAAAAUUGGGGGUUUUAAUAGAAGGGUAUUUCGAAGUAAUAGCAGUGUGAGCUCGAGGAAUUCGUAUUUCAUGGGGGGAUCAUUUGGAAAUGUGAGAAAACCUAGUGUUGAGACGAAUGGAAACGGGAAAAAGAGGCGAGAGGACUUUGGUUUGGAAAGGAAUCGGAGCGCUAGGUAUUCGCCAAACCAUGUCGAUAAUGGGCUUUUGAGGUUUUACUUGACACCGAUGAGGAGCAGCAGUCGAAGAGGGGGGUUGGGGAAGAGUAAAUCGAAUAAUACACAUUCAAUCACGAGGACUUUGAUGCGAAUGUAUUGAUAAAACCCAAGGUCCAGAUGUGUUUCUUUGGUUUAGUUUUUUAGUUUGCUGCAUUUGUUGUGUAAGCACACUUGCCUAUCUAUGUAUUAUUGGUGGUUGGUUUAGAUAUAAGAGGUUACCUUGCAUUUUGAAUA